AUGGCUGAAAUCGAAGAGCAGCGCCUCGCUAACCUCAGAAAUAAGGAGAAACUGCUAGCUGAAUUAAACCUCAACUCGAGAGUGAUCAAGUCAGCCAAAGCACAGACAGUAAAGCGCGAGGAUGGCUUGAUCACUAAAAAGCGCAAGAUUGAGGUUCCUGCCGUACCUACCAGGUCAUCAACUAGACUGCAGCAGGCCAGUGAGAGGCCUUCUUACAAGGAGGAGCCAGACGAUGAAAGUCGGCCUGGUAGGACGAAAAACAGGUCAAAAGCACCUGCCAAGGUCGAUGUUGUGGUCGAAGAAGUCCAGCUACAGCCUGCUCCAGAUGUCGACACCAUUCGAGACAACUGGUCAAAGUGGGAGGCUGUAGGGCCGCCGCCGACUCGCGAUGAGGUUGGCACUUUUCAUUUUGAGGACUAUCUGUUGUUUCUACCAAAUAAGUCCCCAGACGAAAUGAUGCGAGAAGGCUGCUUCGGUGGCUCUUACUGGCGCCCUUUAAAAUCGCGCAGACUGGGCAUUCUCAUAGAAGAAGACUGGAGGGAACUACCAGCUGCCUGGAUUCAAGGUCUGGAAGUGGAGAGAUACUUGACUGACCCAGACUACAAUGCUGAUGUGAACAAAUACAAAGUCGCGUGCGGGCAGAGUAUCGAAGAAUGGGAGGCAAGUGGGUGGAUCAUGCACGAAUACGACGUGCGAGGCUGGUUCCAAUGGUACUGUCGCUUCUUCCAAGGUCGUCGAUGCCCAGACGAUGAUCGACAAGUGUCGAGAUGGAGGAAGUGUGUAGGUCCGACAGGCCGAUGGAAGCGCAUGUUAUUGAAAGCCUAUCUCAAACAGGGUGUCCAUGAUGUCUUUGACGACGGCGAGGACGAGGAUACAAAGGAGGUCAGUCCUGUCAUGCAUCAGACCUGCCACCACUGGGCAUACGAGAUAAAACAGCACGACUUGGACGAAGCAUGGGCGUGA
Molecule: messenger RNA, 963 nt
Organism: Lithohypha guttulata
Lineage: Eukaryota; Fungi; Ascomycota; Eurotiomycetes; Chaetothyriales; Trichomeriaceae
Exons: 1
Coding region: 1-963 (320 amino acids)
Source: RefSeq, a predicted model, not a curated record